This is a messenger RNA of Peronospora matthiolae, 216 nucleotides long. The record is from the annotation of a GenBank genome assembly. NCBI's taxonomy places the organism in Eukaryota, Oomycota, Peronosporomycetes, Peronosporales, Peronosporaceae.
AUGGGCGAAACCAAGUCGAUCAAGUAUGACUUAAAAGCUGACGCUGGUACAGCGCAAGCGUCUGGCCUCGUCAAGCCAAAUUACUACCAUUCGCUAUGGUUUGAGGACGCUGACCCGGACGUCGCUCAAUGGCAUUACGAUCUCGAAGUUUGUCGUGAGGAAGUCGACAAGACUUGUAUGGAGUGUGGUCAAGUUGCUGCCGACAAGAAGGCCUAA